AUGUGAAAUGUUAAUACUUGACUUAUUUUUAAUAUUUGUACUUAAUUAUUGCUAAAUAUUGCUCAAAUCGUAAACUACAAAAAGCUCAAGUUGUUGUUUCUUUAGUUUAGUACUUUGCCAAUUUGUGAUGGAACAUAAACAUCGAAAGUUAAUUAAUGACAAUCUAUCCACCUUAGUAUCAGUAACAAAUCAUUUGGAGUUCAUCAUCAAGACACUAUUAGAAAAUAAUGUGAUCAAUAAAUGGAUGGCAGAAUAUAUAAUGACUCCACCUCAUCAAACAAAUAAAAAAAGACGAUUGUAUGAAGUAAUUCAAGGACGUGGACCACAAGCAUUUACAAAUCUAUGCAAAAUUCUGGAAGAAACAUCAAACAUAGAAGCUCGAAAUAUUUUACUAUCAAAAUCAAAAGUUUUUUAUCCUAGUAAUAUUUCAUUGAAUGAAAAUAUGAAUCGACUUAAUUUGAACAACAGUAUUAACAGCAUUAAGGCUACCAAACAUGAUGAUAAUUACGUUAAAAUUCCUCCUACCAUUAGACGUAUGGACGUAGAACAUGAAAAUUUACCAAAUGGAGUUUAUCAUAUGGGUUCGAAUCCUAAAGGUCAUGCAUUAAUAAUAAACAUAAAUAAAGUAAGUACAAAACCGGACGAGGAAAGAACAGGUUCUGAAGUUGAUGUAAAUAGUUUGAAGAAACUACUCCACGGCUUAGGUUAUGAUGUACAAAUUGAAGAAGAUGUAACUCAGAGGGAAAUUGUGAACAUAAUUAGAGACUUCAGUGAUGUUAAGAAACUUGAGAAAAUGGAUUCCGUUAUUGUUGUUAUAAUGAGUCACGGCGAAGCAGGCAAGGACUCAUUUACUUCAUUGGAUAUAGAUUCUGCAGAUGGUAUAAAAAUCAAUAUUGACUGGAUAAUUGAACAAUUUGUAUCAAAAAAAGUUUCUAAGAGCAUUCCUAAAUUAUUUUUUAUACAAGCAUGUCGGGGAAAAAAUAGUGACCAUGGUACUUCAGUACCACGAGUCGAAAAUGUUCAAGUAGAAGUAGAUUCUAUUGGAUUUGGUACAGUGAAAGGAACCUCUGUAAAAAGACGUUAUGAAGAUGUAUUUGUUGCAUAUUCUACUGUACCUGGUUAUUAUGCUAAACGUGAUCCAUAUAAAGGGUCAUGGUUUAUUCAAAAACUAUGUGAAGUUUUUCGUGAAAAUGCUUGGCAAUAUGACUUACAUACAAUGAUGAUGAUGGUGGACUCGGAGGUAAAAACAUUUAACUGUGCAAAGUAUGGAUUCCAGACUGUUGAAUGGAAGUUUAGUGGAUUUAAUAAAAAAUUUUAUUUCAACCCAGGUCUUUAUGAUGACUACCUCGAAAGUGAUCUUUAAAAAAUCUUUGUAAAUAUUUAUUUGUAUAAGUUUGUGUGUUUAACUUGUUUGUUUAAACAGUGACAAAAUUUCAAGUAGGUAAUACUUUUCUAAUUGAACUACCAUCUAUUUUUUCUAAAAAGAUCUGAUUUUUGUAAGUUCAAAAUUGAUAAAUUUAAAGUUGAGCUGUUAAAAUAUUUUUGACAGAUCUUUGUUGUUUUCCCUCCUUUUAAAUUUAAUGGUAGAUCAAAAUUGAGUAUUUUUUUGAAAUUAUACUGUAGUUAAGCAAACAAGAUAUAUUUUGUAUUUUCCA
This is a messenger RNA of Adelges cooleyi (spruce gall adelgid), 1655 nucleotides long. RefSeq names its product caspase-3-like. The record is from RefSeq and is a predicted model, not a curated record. Gene Ontology annotation, biological process: regulation of apoptotic process; proteolysis. The transcript has 8 exons. Gene Ontology annotation, molecular function: cysteine-type endopeptidase activity. NCBI's taxonomy places the organism in Eukaryota, Metazoa, Arthropoda, Insecta, Hemiptera, Adelgidae. Bases 128 to 1363 code for a protein of 411 amino acids.